Messenger RNA from Cryptococcus deneoformans JEC21, 1793 nucleotides. RefSeq lists its product as hypothetical. Gene Ontology annotation, molecular function: protein binding. The record is from RefSeq and is a predicted model, not a curated record. The coding region runs from base 507 to 1598 and encodes 363 amino acids. NCBI's taxonomy places the organism in Eukaryota, Fungi, Basidiomycota, Tremellomycetes, Tremellales, Cryptococcaceae. The transcript has 8 exons.
UCAUGCAUCUUGAAAACAUCUGUAUCUACUGCAAAGGUGCUUUGUUACUCUACACCAUACGUCAGUUCCCUGAUCCCUGUCGGCCAACUCCUUAUUUGACAUAUUAGAGUGGAACUUUCGGCACAACUCCUGAAAAUUCUCCCUCUUCAGUUACACAUCUGCCCGCCGCAUCAGGAGUCCACACGAUCGUCUCUGCCAGCAGCGCACGAAUAUUGAUAACACACCUACGACACGCAUUCUUGCCCUCUAUUCAGUGCCAUCUCUAUACAACGUCAAAGUUAUAGCCCUCCGUUUACCUAUCAGGGGCAGCAAGUGUGAUCGCGGCUACAUUGGCUCAACUGGUCUUCGUUCUGGCGAUCCCAAGGCGGCCACAAACUCUAGCACAGUUUCUUAAAGGCUAGGCAGCGAAAAGAUUAGAAAGGAUAAAGCGUUUCUUACAAAUCACUCUCGUCAGCCCUCCCAUACCUACAAUUUCACGCUUCUCAGCAAUUUCUCACCUUCCCGGGAUGCCUGCUCAAACUCUUGGCAAACGAAGAUUGUCUUCAGGAUCGCCUUCCCUUCAAUCCAGCGCUUCCGCGUCGUCCAGCCGUGGACCACGAACAAGUUCAAGAGGUUUGAAAGCUUCGCAGGAGGAGUUGGGCCUCUCGGCUUUAGUGGUGUGUAAUGCAGACCAAGAAGCGAAGCUCAAUUAUGUAUCAGAGUCGAUGCAAGAUAUUCUUGGAUACACCCCAUCCGAUUUGAUUGGCAAGUCCGUGUACCUCAUCUUUCAUCCGGAUGAAGUUCCGUUUUUGCGACAGAUCCACUAUCAAGCUCUGACGGAGGAACGGACCGCCUGUGUGGCGUAUUUCCGGGUUCUUCAUCGUGAAGGAUACUACGUUGAGUGCUGUUGCUCCUACUAUACUGUGUAUAAUAUGUCCUUGGCGCUGUACACACGUGCAGUGGACGGUCAUCGUACACUUCAACAAGCCCUUACUGCUAGAGAAGUGAUCGAGGUCUCCCCGGCUUCUCAAGGUCGAUUCUCUGUCAAGCGAUGGUCAUCGUCCGCCCCUCAGACAUCAUCUCCACAGUCCAUCACCACCAUCGACAUUAACCAUCCUUGGCCAAAACCUCCAAAACCUACUCCACGGACAUUCUAUAUCAUGGACCGCUUUACAGAUACCAGCCGUGUCAUCUAUGUGAGCAACGACGUGAUCAUCAACGGUUCUUCACUUCUCAAACAGUCAUUCUACUCCAUCAUCAGACCCUCCGAUCGUCCCCGUAUUCGCAAAUAUAUCGAAGCAGCGAAAAAGUCCACACCAAUCAUGUUUGAUGAGCAGCGAUCAGGUGGACAUGGCUAUACGACCUUUCAUGUAUUGAAGAUUCCAGAUCUUCCACCUGCGGGUGAAAUAUGGCCUCAGGGCAAUGACGAGUCUGAACGUUCCAUGCCUGGACAAGAAUUUAUCCUCGUCGAGGGUAUCUUCACCGCCAACAGCGACGGCUUAACUUGCAUUAUCUCCAAGAUUCCUGAAGAAUCCAAAGCAUCGGAGCCUCCCAGAGCCUUAGAGAACAACACCAACAGCAAGGCAUCAGCUAUGGCGAUUGAAAAUCUGACAGGAUAGUAUCUUUUUUUUUUUACCAGGAGCAAACGAAGUAUAAUGUCUUGAGCUGGGUGCAGGGUACUGUCCAUAUCUGCAAUCUCUAAACUGGACUUGUAUCAAUAAUCCAUAUCAGUGCCACUAUUAUGUAGUAUAACAUUACGAGAGCAAAUAAUUAACGCAUCGAUUGUCAUUUCACAAGGCUAAAACACAUGCAUA